Messenger RNA from Pectinophora gossypiella (pink bollworm), 1364 nucleotides. RefSeq names its product NADH dehydrogenase [ubiquinone] 1 alpha subcomplex subunit 8-like. The record is from RefSeq and is a predicted model, not a curated record. NCBI's taxonomy places the organism in Eukaryota, Metazoa, Arthropoda, Insecta, Lepidoptera, Gelechiidae. Bases 481 to 1023 code for a protein of 180 amino acids. Gene Ontology annotation, biological process: mitochondrial electron transport, NADH to ubiquinone. The transcript is spliced from 2 exons.
AUGUUCGAAUUUGUUUACACGCGUUACUACAGACGGCGCGGCGAUUUUAACUAAGUACUAUACUACAAACUCACGUAGGUACCUCGGUUCGGAGCUCUGUAAGCAUUGAGUUUUGGCUGUAGAAAUAUCUAAAAUUAUAACUGGUCUCAAAUAACUCACCUCCACCGAAUAAUGAAACAUUAAAAGUCAAAAAUCAAUCAAACGUCAAUCGAUUUGAAUGCGAAUUAAUUUUUGUAAGUACAUUCUUAAAUUGCUUAUUUUAGUUUUGGUAUUGUUAUUGAGCCUGUAGAAUUACUACAGUUUAACUUCACAAUCACGUUGAUAAUUUCGUUGCUUAUCGCAAUUCUUAUUGGAUACUUUCCACCCUUGGGCGUGCUAGAAUUGGUCCUAGUUUUUUCUAAAUCAAACCGCCUUUUAAUUUAACAACGGUCCAUCCAUUAGGCCCCACGUCCACCCUACAGCUUAUCAAAGACCAACAAAAUGGUAAUAACAAAAGAAACGGAGUUGCCGGAGUUUGAACAACUGAAGGUGGAACAUGAGGUAGACUUGUCCACUGCGACGUUGAUGGCGGCGGCUCCGUACCUCGGGAAGUACUGCGAGAGUAUAAACAACGAGUUCAUGUUAUGCCGCUACGAAAACCAAGACCCACGGCCCUGUGUGGAGCUGGGGAAGAUUGUCACCAAAUGUACGAUAGAGUUCUUCAAACGAGUGAAAAAGAAUUGUUUGCACGAACACAACCAAUACACGAACUGCAUAGACAAGAGCUCGGGUAACUACAAGCCGUGGUUUUGUAGGAAGACCCACGCUGUUUACGAGGAGUGUAUGCGGGAGAAACUCUGCAUCGAUUACCCUGGCUUCGGGUACUUUACGAGAGGGAGGAUUCAUACAAGCAAGUGCACGGACCCGCCGGAGGAACUGUGUCCGUGUGUACCGUCGAUGGACGACGAGACACGACACCUACCUGACUGCAAGCCACGCUUGCCGCCGCGGUUCUCUAGCCGGCUGUACUGGAUAACCGAGUAGCUUUAUACAGCAUACAAACACACAAGCUAGCUAUACUUAGGCUUUUUUAAAGCUUUUUACUGACAGCUUCAAGUAACGUUACUUUAAGCACUAAUGAGAGUCCAGAAAAGUUUGAAAUUGACCGUUACUGAUUCGAUGACUCGACACCAACUCGUCUGGGAAUUGAAAUGAAUCUAAAAAUUACAUGAUUCAAGUCUAAUAUUUAAAAUCGACUGGUAUUGUCAACUUUUAUAGUGUAACUGUAAUAUUUUGAUAAAAUUUGUUCAGAAAUAAGUACAAUAAUUGUAACGAAUUGUGUGGAUAGUAAUUGCCAUUAUAAUAAAAUGCCUAGUGACACUUAA